AUCAGACCAAGGUCUCAGACGGACUUCUAGAAGGUCCAAAUUUUUUUCUGGACUCUUGGGCUAAAAUGCAGGAACGUGCCGAGGUUGCCGUUGCAUUGGAGGCUGCGUUAGUCCAAUGGAUACUGUACAUUGGUUAGGGCUGAGAUGUGUAGCUACUUGGUGCCCAUAACUCGCCCGGGUACCAUGAGUCUAGGCGUCGACGUGCAGCUGAAGAAAACUUUGUUGGGGCCGCCCACCCAAAUGAUUGGACUGCCGACUCCCCUAGGCCAGCAGGAUUCGGUUAUUAUCGGGGCACCGCGCGGUGUUCCAGUCGUUGGGUCUCUGCAGAUCAUCCUUGGUACUUUGAAAGGAGUUCUUGGAGGUACUGUAGGCGGUUGUCUAGCCGGAUGGGGCAUGCCUACGCCUACACGGCUCGAUUGGGCAAAAGGACCACAAGGAUUUGAAUCUUUUACCUGGCGGAAGCAUGUAACCAAGGUUAAACCUGGCAAUGAAUAAGUCAUUGAAGCCCAUGUUGACAGCGG
Exophiala oligosperma is the source of this 521-nucleotide messenger RNA. RefSeq lists its product as uncharacterized. The record is from RefSeq and is a predicted model, not a curated record. Bases 145 to 495 code for a protein of 116 amino acids. The transcript is spliced from 2 exons. NCBI's taxonomy places the organism in Eukaryota, Fungi, Ascomycota, Eurotiomycetes, Chaetothyriales, Herpotrichiellaceae.